AUGUCUAAUCCAAAUUGGUUAAGCGAUUCAAAUUAUAUGGAUAAUUCAGGAGAUGAUUUUUUGAAUUCUAUAUUUGAUCAAGAUCAAGGUCAAAUUCUGCAACCACCGUCUCAACCUUCACAACCCCAACAAUCACAACAAUCAAUGCAAAUGCAACAAAAUCAAAAUCUAGGACAACAACCACAAUCACAUCCAUCAAGGUCUAGUCAACUGCCUUUAACUAUUCCUCAGUCACAACCAAAUAUGAAUCAGAAUGCAAUGCAACCUCAACAAUUCCAACAAAAUCAACCUCAACAACAACAACAGCAACAGCAACAACAACAAAUGCCAUCAGAAAUAGAUUUUAACAAUAUGAUGAUGAGACAACUUUCACAUCAACCUCAACAACAAAUGAAUGCAAAUAAACAAGAAAUGUUAAUGAGGAUGAAACAACAAAUUUAUAGACAAAAAAUGCAAGCUCAAGCUAAUGCUCAAGGUCAUUCUCAGAAUCAAAAUUUAAAUCAAAAUCCUUCAUUACAACAACAACAACAAAAUCAGUCAGCUCAUGCAUCACCAAUGCCUACUUCUCAAAUUCCAACACCUAUUCAGAAUAAUCCAACUAUGGCAAACAUGGCUACAAAUAAUACUGGAAAUUUCCCACCUCAAUUUCAACAGCAACAAGAACAACAACAAAUGCCACCAAGAAAUCAAAUCCAACAACAGCAAAUGUCUCCUCAACAGCAGCAACUUAACCAGCAACAACAACCACAGCAACAACCAAUACAAAAUCAGCAAAUGCCACCGCAACAACAGCAGCAACAACAAUCUCAAAAUCAAGGUCCUCAACAACAGCAACAGCAACAACGUAUGCCUCAAAAACCAUCCAUGAAUACCCAAUUAAGCUUUGAGUUAUUUCAUACUUUAUUAUUUGACUUCAUGCAACGUAGGAGAACUCCGAUAAAACAACCAAUUGCUAUCAAUAAUAAACGUGUCAAUUUAUUUGUAUUUUACAUGUUGUGCCAAAAAUUGGGAGGAUUUCAACAAUUAAGAAGAUUCUUAAAUAUGGAUAUGCUGCAACAACCUCAAAAUCCUUGGGCUUUAGUUGGUGCAAAAAUGGGACUUUAUGAAGGUGUAAAUUUACAAGAACCUGGGGUUAAAGAAAGUAUUGAUCAACAAGUAAGUCAAUGUUAUGCUACUAAUAUUUUACCAUAUGAAGAAUAUCAAGGUACUCCUGCUGGACAAAGAGAUCUUUCUCAAAGGAAAACUCAAUUUCAAGCACAGAUUUUACAAAAAUAUCAGUUACAACAACAAAAUCAGCAGAACCAACAGAAUCAACAACAACCACAACAAAAUCAGCAACAACAAAAUCAACAGCAGCAACCCCAACCCCAACCACAACAAAUAUUUCAACAAUCUCAACAACCACAACAACCUCAAUCAGCUCCUUCUCAAACUCAAUCAUUUUCACCAGCUAUGACUGUACCAACACCAAUGACAUCACUUCCUACUCAUCAAAGUCCAAUGAUAAGUAAUGCACCAACUCCUCAACAAAGAAAACUAUCAAGAGCAAGUAAUCCAUCUAAUCAUAAUUCACCAAUGGUUAAUUCUCCAUAUGUUCAAAAUCAGCAGUAUAGACAACCUAAUCAACAACAGCAACAACAACAAAAUCCUCAAUUUCCUCCUGGUCAAUUCCAUUCUGGUCAAGCUCAACAACAACAACCUCCUCAAAACUUUCAACAACAGCAACAGCAACAACAAUUUGCUCAACAACAACAAAGACAACAAUCACAAUCACAACAGCAAAAAGUUAAGCAGCAGCAACAGCAAAAACCUAUACCACAAACCAAACAAGAAGCAGUAUCUAAUAUUAAACAUAUAAUCACCAAAGAAGAAGCAAAUGUGUUAAAGAAUUAUGUACCAUUCAAGAGAAUGAUAGAAACUCAUGGAAACCAUACGAUAAAAGAUCUUUCACAAUUAGCUGGUGAAAUCGAAGUUACAAAACCAAUUUAUUUGUUUGCACCAGAAUUAGGAGCUAUAAAUUUACAAGCUUUAUGUAUGUCUAUAAAGAGUGAUAAUGGUAUACAAAGUUCAGAAGUUGUUAAUGCAUUAAAUACAUUGUUGGUCACUACGUCUGAUAUAAAUUAUACUUUUGCUAUAACCGAUUGUUUAGAAUUAUUAGAUACAUUGAGUAAAUUAGGAAAGGAAGUGUUGCAUAAAAUUAUAAAUGGUGAGCCAUCUGGUGAAGAUAUUAUAAUGAAAGAUGUAACAAAAUUAGACUCACAAAGUAGGAUUGAUGAUAUUUUUAGUAAGUAUGUAAAUGGUAAUAAUAAGGAUGGAGAAGAUAUACACUAUGUUGUCAAUUCAUUAACUGGUGAAAUUGUAUCUGAUGAUGAAGAUGAUAUUAAUGAAUUAUUUGAUUUAGAAGAACCAGAAACUCCCAAAACUCCAACUUCACAGAUUGAGGAAAUCAAACAUUUUCAUAUUGAUGAUUACUAUACUGCUUUACAAAUAUUCAAAUGGGAAAAUAAAGAUCAUUUUAGUAAAUUACAAACUAAAAGUGCAAAUGAUGAACAAAUUUUCUUGGUUGAUCAAUUAAUUACUAUUACUAUGAUUUUGAGAAACAUUUCAUUUACUGAUUAUAAUAAAGAACCAAUGGCAACAAACUGGAUUUUCAAAGAUUUAUUAUUUUCAAUUAUUAAACAAAUUGCAAUUCAUAGAUCCAAAUUUAAAUUUAGUAGGAAAAGAUUAUGUUUAUUAAAAGAUUGUCUUUUGAUGUUAAACAAUAUAUCAUAUUUCAUUCAUUUACAGUCAUUGGAAGAAGCAUUUUUAUCAUUUGUUUUAAUUAGUAGUUUUGGACCAAGAAUCAAACAUAAAUGGCAAAUACCAAGAUGUAAUUUAGACACUCAUACUUAUUUCUCGUUUGCUUUAGAUGCAUUUACAAAAUUAUUAGUAAGAGAACCAUAUAAUAGAUCAUUGUUACAAGCAGUAUUGAAUGGUAGUUUAAACCUUGGCUUAACAACAAGUUAUACCAACAAUUUUGUAAUAUCUCAGUAUGAUCAAGAAUAUACCAAAAAAUUAGUUUAUUUAUAUUUAGGUAAGGAGGAUACAAAACAUUUCAAAACUGGUAUUUUGCUAACUAGAGCUUUCCAAUUAUACAUGAGUAUAUUACCAUAUGAUGCCAACAGUUUUGAGUUUUCAAAAUUUGUUUUUAUAAGAGCUCCAACAGUUUCUCAAAUGUUAUUUGGAGUUAAAUUAAUAAUUGAUAUGGCACCAAUUGAAGAUUUAAAUACUCCAUUAAAUAAAUUAACCUUAUAUUGGAUCUUACACAAUAGAGAAUUAAUUUUAGGAAAUUUUGCAAGAAUUGUUGUUGCAUUAGCUUCAGAAACUGGUAAAUUUCCAAGAGAAUCAGCAGAACAUUCAAUAUUAUCAUCAGCAUUGACUAAAGCAUUAAUUGUUGUAAAUUCAUUAGUUGAUAAUGCGUUAAUUGCUAAGAACCUAGAAGAUUCAGAAGAAACUUCAAAUCAACAUUCUGAAUUAAUGGAAAAAUUAACUGAUUGUUAUGCAUUUCCUAGAAUUAUACCUGAUAUAAAUCUAACUUUAGAUACAUUUUUGGCACCAACAAUUGAUACUAAUUUAGGUAAAGAAAUUGUUAGAUUAUUAAGAUAUUUAAAAGAUUUAAAAGCUUGUGAAGGUAUAUAA
Molecule: messenger RNA, 3678 nt
Organism: Lodderomyces jiufengensis
Lineage: Eukaryota; Fungi; Ascomycota; Pichiomycetes; Serinales; Debaryomycetaceae
Gene: SWI1
Product: Swi1p
Exons: 1
Coding region: 1-3678 (1225 amino acids)
Biological process (GO): regulation of transcription by RNA polymerase II
Cellular component (GO): SWI/SNF complex; nucleus
Molecular function (GO): transcription cis-regulatory region binding
Source: RefSeq, a predicted model, not a curated record